AAGUAAAUUUUUAAUUCGACUAGACUAAAAUGAAACAGAAAUAAAUAAUUUAAUGCGAGCUGUACGCAUUAUACUUAAAUAAGCAUUAACGAAAUUACAUUUAUACUUGAACGUGAACCUUCGUACUUUCAAAAAGAACAGAAGCAAAUACAAUUUUAUCGUAGAAUUUUAAAAUGUGCUGAGUUAAUGUAAAAUAAAAAAUGCAAAUAUUUCGAAAUGUUCAUUGUACGCUUAAAUCAGAGUUUGGAAAUUACUUCAUUCGAAAUUUUGGAGAUAGUACUGGAAUAGAUCUCCAAGUGCGCGGUAGUGAGCAGCAAGGAAAAGAAAAAUACGAAAAAAAGUUUAAUAAGGAUACCAAAAAGUGCUUGAAGGUAUCUCAGGAGCGUAGUGAGUAAGCGUUUUAGGAUUUUCAGAUAAGAUUUCAAAAAAGUGGGGAGAUAAUAAAAUACUUCAAAAUGAUUCACGACUUCUACGCGGAUGCGGAGGUAUUUGUAACGGGCGGUUCGGGCGCCGUUGGUAAAGCCUUGAUUGAGAAGCUGUUGCGCUCCUGUGAUGUGCGUAAAGUCUACCUACUGCUGCGUACCAAGAAGAAUCUCAGUGUUGAGCAACGUUUAAAAAAACUAAAGCAGGCGAAGAUCUUUAAAGUAUUGCACGCCACGAAGCCACAUAUGUUCGAUCGACUUAUACCGAUAACAGGCGAUGCAGCAUUAUCGAAUUUAGGUAUUUCGUCAGAGCAUAUUGCUCUAAUGGCGAAUGUUUCGGUCGUUUUUCAUUGUGCAGCGACUGUGCGCUUUGAUGAACCGUUACCCGUUGCUUUGAAGCUAAAUGUGGGCGCCACUUAUGAGGCUUUGCUGUUCGCUGAGCAGCUGAAGAACUUGAAAAUGUUUAUGCAUGUCUCAACGUUUUACAGUAAUCCAUAUUUGAAGCGCGUAGAACCGAAGCUUUACGAUUCGCCAUUAGAUUGGCGCAUGUGCUUGAAGCUAAUGAAGGAUGAUAGCAAGCGAGAUACUUUGGAUUAUUUAACGAAAAAACUCAUAAUUGGCUUCCCGAACACCUACACUUUUACGAAGAAUCUCGCCGAAAGUGUGGUUAAUGACUUUCGGGAACGUUUGCCGGUUGCUAUAUAUAGACCGUCUAUAGUUCUUCAUGCACUCUCUGACCCCAUACCCGGUUAUCCACCCACCUUGAUGGGGGCUAUGGGUCUCUUCGUACUUGUCGGCGCUGGCAUACUGAAAACGGUCUUUUUGUCGUAUUCAACACGGUUUGACAUAACACCACAAGAUAUCGGCAUCAAAACAAUGCUGUACUAUGCCGCUCGUGCCGGAAAUGAAUAUGCGCAGAAAAAAGCAAUUGCAGAAGCGCCCGUGUAUAUGUCCUCAUCAUCGAAACACUCAAGUCACACCUUCGUCCAGAUGUGUCAGGUUAUGGAGAAAGGCUUGUGGUAUGAGGCGGCGUUUGAAAAGAAUUUCAUGUUGCCUACUGGCCAUUACACAGACAGUCGUUUUGUGUACAAAUUCUUGGUCUUCACCAAGCAAAUACUGCCUGCUAUGCUGGCUGACGGUUUAAUUAUGCUUUCUGGCCGUAAACCGGUACUUAUGGGUAUUGUACGUAAGGCCUAUAUCUCUUUAGAGGUUAUGAAACCAUUUCUCUUUAACACCUACGAUAGUCCGGGCAUGACACAUUUAGAAGAGUUGACGGAGGCAACAAAAGGCACCGAAUUCGAUCUUCUCCCUGAUAUCUCACGCGCCAAAACCGACGAAGGACUCCUUGAAAUUUGCACAACCAUGAUUUUUUCAAUUCGUGAAUAUUUGUUAAAUGAGGAUCCAAAGACUAUUCCGAUUGCGCAGAAGAGAUUGAGAAUCAAGCGUUUGGUCUAUAAUAUUCUACGUGCUAUUAUAUUCUACUACAUUUUGCGUUGGUUUUAUGGCUUUUUGCUCAACUAUAUUGAAGGACCUACUGCACAAUGAUUACUCGAUAUCAGCUAACUUAGCUAUAUAUGGUCUUGUACACCACUUAUAAACCGAUAUAAGACUUUUGAAAUCAGCUUUUCUCCUGCGUAGACUAAAUUGUAACAAUUUUGUGGGUUAUUUAUAGCGUUGCUUAUAGCUAUUUAAAGCUCAAACAAAUCUGGUAAUAAAAUAUUAAAUAAAUUCGUUUUUACAUAAA
Messenger RNA from Bactrocera oleae (olive fruit fly), 2166 nucleotides. It is a transcript of the gene FarO, whose product is annotated as Fatty acyl-CoA reductase in oenocytes. Gene Ontology annotation, cellular component: peroxisome. Gene Ontology annotation, molecular function: alcohol-forming very long-chain fatty acyl-CoA reductase (NADP+) activity. NCBI's taxonomy places the organism in Eukaryota, Metazoa, Arthropoda, Insecta, Diptera, Tephritidae. Gene Ontology annotation, biological process: long-chain fatty-acyl-CoA metabolic process. The record is from RefSeq and is a predicted model, not a curated record.